This is a messenger RNA of Micromonas pusilla CCMP1545, 1247 nucleotides long. RefSeq lists its product as uncharacterized. The coding region runs from base 135 to 1247 and encodes 370 amino acids. The record is from RefSeq and is a predicted model, not a curated record. NCBI's taxonomy places the organism in Eukaryota, Viridiplantae, Chlorophyta, Mamiellophyceae, Mamiellales, Mamiellaceae. The transcript has a single exon.
CUCGACACCGCGGCUCGGAAUCGCGGCGAGGGCGCACGAGGGAUCGAGCGAUCGCGGCGAGAGACGCGCGCGCGCGGAGGGCGGAGACGGCGCGGCGCGCGGGGUUUACGCACGUCGCCCGGCUGCUGCGAACGAUGCGCGCGUCCGCGUGCGUCGCGUCGUCGGCGCGGACGCCGCGCGCGCCCGCGCGCGACGGCGGAUCGUCCGCGUCCACCGCGCGCGUUUCGACGCGCGCGAGCGAUCUCCGUUCCGCGCGCUCCGCGUUCGCGCGGAGCGACGUCGCGAUCGACGCGCCGCCGCGCGCGUCGCGCGCGCGCCGGCGAUCGCGCGCAAGGUCGUCGUCGACGUCCGCGUCGAUGGGAAUGAUUCGCCUCCUGAAGUUCGACCCGAAGCGCGUCUCCGUGUCCUUCGGCGAGGCGACGCGGCGGUCGAUCGCGGAGCCGCAGCGCGAGCGCCGCUACACGCUCACGCACAACGACCUCACGCGCCAGCUGACGCUGUCCGUCGCGCGCGACUUCGACGGCGCGCAGACGGCGCUGUGGUACACGCGGCUGCUUCGCGACGAGGUUCUCGCGGAGUGGCGCGACGACGGCUUACACGUCCACUGCAACGUCAGCGUGGAGGGGCACUGGUGGAUCGAUUGGGCGAAGUCGCUGCGAUCGGUCGUGUUUCGACAGAAGCUGCCGCUCGUGCUGGAUACGCUGCGGUACGCGGAGAGAGAGCUGUUGGCGCGGCGGCCGAGGCUGAACGACGCGCCCGUGUUCGUGCACUUCCACGGCGACUUCGGGACGCCGCCGAGCUCGCAGACCGACUCCUCCGGGACGGAUUUCGAUCGCGCGUUCAGAGACGCGGGGGUGAAGGAGUGCUGGGGCGCGUUCAGAGACGCCGGGAGCACCGGGUCGCCGUCGAGCAGGGAGCUCGAGGUGUUCGAGAACGAGGUGGCGGAGAAUAGAAAGACGGGCAUCGCGUUCGCGCGCGCCGUCGACAUGUGGUCGGUCACCGUCGCGGCCGCUACGGUCUGCGAGCCAGGGUGCGUCCCGGAGGAGUCGGUCUCGGUCUGCGAGCUCGGCGGCGAGGACGCGGUGUUUAGCAUCCCAGCCUCGGCGUCGUCCUCGGGCGCGUCGAACGGCGCUGGUGGCGCGGGGGUGAGCGCGGGGGUGAGCGCGGGCGUCGGCGCGGGCGCGGGGGGCGCGCGGACGCCGUCGGUGGCGCCGGCGCGGGCGGUGGGCCGCGCGCCGGGGAGGUGA